GGUAUAAUCCACCCGCUGGUUUGUUUUGUAAACACCGCUUCUCAUAGAGAGAAUCGGUGAUCACUGCAGAGAAAGCUGGCUUUGUUAGGGUCUAGUCGUGGUGUGGUGCCACUCUGUCGCUCUAUCCGUCUGGUAUCGUCGCUCAUCCGAGUUUCCAGAAUCCCUACUUUCUCAACACACAAUUGUCUACCUUGUGGCUCGAAAGAAAGGCCAAAGGUCCCUAUUUCUAGUGAACAUCUCGUCAGAGCCUUUUCCAACUCAUCAGAAAUGGCUCAGGCUAGCCAAGCCCUGCCGACCGUGCUGGCAUCCGUCAGCGACCUAAACUCCACGGACUACGACGGCAUCGUGCUGGUGACCCAUUCACUGGACACUCUCGCCGAGUCGCCCGCCCUGGCAUGCCUGCGGGAGCCGAUCGCCGAGGCCAGGGAGAUUGAUCAUGCCGUCGGCAAGGAGCCCGUCGUUAUUGCCGUUCCAAAUGUGCACUGCCGUCGAAUGGUUUACUCUCCCACCGGGCCAGUGGAUCGGGAUUACGAUGAUGUACGCCGCUACUCAGAUGCUGCGGUCGCUGGAAUCAAGCGAGCUCUGCUGGCUGGAUUCCGUGCACCACUGCUAGUUGUUCCCAUUGGCUACCCAUUCGCCCAGGCGUUUGUCGUGUCCGUCCUUGGUGCACUACAGGCAUUGUAUGUGCCAUUGGAAGUAUGUGAGGCAAUGCCCAAGAGAGCAAAGAAAGUAUCCCGUCUCGGAAUCUACUCCGAGGACGAAAGUGCUGGCAUCAAGGUGGUGAAUCUUGUUUCUGGCUUGGAGAGUGGCAGGCUGAUUGCUCGCGAUAUCGGUGGAUCUGAUCCGGAGAGAAUGGCCGCUCCGCUGGUGGCAGACUACGUGGAGCAGAACUUUCACGGAACGCCCGUCCAUGUCAACGUCAUCUCCGACCCAGCUGAGUUUGAAAAGCACUACCCGCUCUUUGCCGCUGUCAAUCGCUGUGCCAGUCAUAUCAAACGUCAUCAAGGCCGGAUUAUUGAGCUGGAGUACCUCGGAGAAGGUCCAACUGACCUCACGUUGCUUCUGGUUGGAAAGGGUGUAACGUAUGAUACCGGUGGUGCUGACAUCAAGGCCGGUGGUGUAAUGGCCGGUAUGCAUCGUGACAAGUGCGGUGCGGCUGCUGUUGCCGGCUUCUUUCAGAUCCUGGCUGCCCUGCGCCCACGGCGCGUGAAGGUCGUUGGUGCCAUGGCGUGUGUGCGUAACAGCGUUGGAGCUGAUUCCUACGUGGCUGAUGAGAUCAUCACGUCACGCGCUGGUGUGCGGGUGCGUGUCGGAAACACCGAUGCCGAAGGUCGAAUGGCGAUGACGGAUGCCCUGGCCCAGAUGAAAGAGCGGGCUCUUAAGGAGACUAAUCCUUUCCUGAUGUCUAUUGCCACUCUGACAGGCCACGCUGUCAAGGCUGUGGGAGCGGGCUACUCUAUUAUCCUGGACAACGGACCAGCAGCAGGCAAGCAUGUGUCUCAGACGAUGCAGAAUGCCGGAAAUCUGAUGGGCGAUCCCUUCGAAAUCUCGACUCUUCGCCGCGAGGACUAUGCAAUGGUGGCGGCGCCGUCCGAGUACGAGGACACGCUGCAGUGUAACAACCAGCCCUCGUCUCUGACUCCCAGGGGUCACCAGUUCCCCGCUGCGUUCAUGGCGGUUGCGUCCGGUUUGGACAAGCAUGGAAUCAACUCUGCACAUCCACUGCCCUACUCGCACCUCGACAUUGCUGGUUCGUCGGGACCUUUCCCAGGAAUUCCGAGCGGCAGUCCCAUAGUUGCCUUGGUAGCAAAGUUCCUGAUUGGUCGCUUCUGAGCACACCUUUACUUGGCACCAUGGCACUUACAACUAUUACCCUAUUUGGAACGAAGGCUACUUGUAUCUACCGAUGAUAUCUGAAUUUUCAAUUUCUGUCUACUUUCUAGUAUCUGGAUAGUACAGUGAGCUUUCAACCUUACUGUCCGUGUGUUCCUGGCCCUCUCCUAGCUGCUUGAAAUUCCCAUUUCUUGCUUACACAGCCUUUAUUAUUUUGUCAGCAGCUGGUUAUGCUGACUCAAAAUGCUGACUCAUUUUUCUAGCUCUGAUUUCUUUACUUUACAAGCUUUUUUAAGCAUUCUGGAACAAACUACAUGUAGAAUGUUGUGGACUGGUCCUUGCACUGCAAGAGUGCACAAACUCUCUACACUCACGGACAAGGAGAUGCUGACCAUGCAUUUUCAGGUUCAGGCAUGUUCACACUUUCUCAAAUACGGUUUGAUUAAAUGGACUCAACUUUCUUUCUUUUUUCUCAAGCCCAGGCAACGAAAAAUUAGGCGUUUUGAAUGA
Molecule: messenger RNA, 2343 nt
Organism: Sycon ciliatum
Lineage: Eukaryota; Metazoa; Porifera; Calcarea; Leucosolenida; Sycettidae
Product: putative aminopeptidase W07G4.4
Exons: 18
Coding region: 268-1833 (521 amino acids)
Biological process (GO): proteolysis
Cellular component (GO): cytoplasm
Molecular function (GO): metalloaminopeptidase activity; manganese ion binding
Source: RefSeq, a predicted model, not a curated record